This is a messenger RNA of Erythranthe guttata (spotted monkey flower), 928 nucleotides long. RefSeq names its product proteasome subunit beta type-2-A. Gene Ontology annotation, cellular component: nucleus; proteasome core complex; cytoplasm. Lineage: Eukaryota; Viridiplantae; Streptophyta; Magnoliopsida; Lamiales; Phrymaceae. The record is from RefSeq and is a predicted model, not a curated record. Gene Ontology annotation, biological process: proteasomal protein catabolic process.
AAAAACCAAAUACAAAAACCCCCAAAAGCUGAGAAGGAAGAAAUCAGCAACCUAGGGCAAAUUCAAUUUUACAGAUCUGAAAAAACACAAAACCUAGAAGAUUUUCCGGCUGUGCUAACAGAGGUAGAAAAUGGAGUCAGUGUUCGGAAUGGUGGGUAAAGAUUUCGCCAUAGUAGCUGCCGAUACAUCGGCGGUUCACAGCAUCCUCGUACACAAGACCAACGAGGACAAGAUCAUGAUCCUCGAUUCUCACAAACUCAUGGGCGCCUCCGGCGAGACCGGCGACCGGGCUCAGUUUACAGAGUACGUACAGAAGAAUGUAUCCUUGUACCAAUUUCGUAACGGCAUCCCAUUGACUACUGCAGCUACUGCUAACUUCACCAGAGGCGAGCUUGCCACCGCCUUGAGGAAGAAUCCAUACAUGGUGAACAUCAUUCUUGCUGGAUACGACAAGGAAACAGGCCCUUCGAUGUACUUCAUCGAUUACAUUGCUUCUCUUCACAAGCUCGAUAAAGCAGCGUUUGGCUAUGGAGCCUACUUUGCCCUAGCCAUGAUGGAUAGGCACUACCGUAGGGAUAUGACUGUCGAAGAAGCCAUUGAGUUGGUCGAUAAAUGCAUCGUCGAAAUACGGAGUAGGUUGGUAGUGGCCCCUCCGAAUUUCCUAAUCAAAAUUGUUGACAAGGAUGGGGCGAGGGAGUAUGCUUGGCGUCAGUCUAUCAAAGAUGCCCCCGUUUCUGCAGCCUGAUUUUCUCGUUUUCUUUUUCUUCGUUAUUAUGAAACCUUAAAACAUUGCUGCUCGGAAAAAUUGCUUUGUUUUUAAUUUGUAAUAUGUCGGAAUUCUUGUCGCUUGAGAUGAAAUUUAUGUGCACUUAGUAUUGACAAUCGAGGUGAUAUUUCUUCUUGCAUUAUUAGAGCAGCUUUAUUCAUA